This is a messenger RNA of Penicillium paradoxum, 2004 nucleotides long. RefSeq lists its product as uncharacterized. Bases 1 to 2004 code for a protein of 667 amino acids. The transcript has a single exon. NCBI's taxonomy places the organism in Eukaryota, Fungi, Ascomycota, Eurotiomycetes, Eurotiales, Aspergillaceae. The record is from RefSeq and is a predicted model, not a curated record.
AUGGAACUCCCAAUUGAAGUGGUCCAUAACUGGGCCGACCAUGUUGAUAUUGCCAAACUCCCUCAGUCCUUUUUCAACCUGAUCAUGGAUCGCAUGUUUCCUCUACCUUUCCCUCAUAAUGAGGAAAGACCUCCAUCUCCCCUCUUGGAACCUGAUGCUGUCGAGUUUGAUCACCGCCCUGUGUUACCCCCGCGAAGCUAUUACAACGUUGAUGACCUCCAUUCGGUCCUCAAACUUGAGGAUCAAUCUCCAGUCAUUCGUCAAAAGGUCCGUCGUUGGAUCGAAAGCAAUGACCAUGCGAGGAACGGUUGGAUGGGCGCGUUGAGGGAGGAAUUCAUCUUUCAUUCCUUGCAGGAUGCACGCGCCACUAUCGCCUUCAACGGCGGGGUUCAAGCACACCCAAGACCAGACGUGAUCUGUCAAAUGGCUGCGAAAAAUACCGAGCAUAUACAUUUUUGUAUCAAAUACUGCCAGUUGAGUCCUGCGGCCUACGACCGCACAGGAAAAAGCUUGUUGGCUGCAGCCAUUUACGCCAACAACGAAGAGAGUAUGAUUAUGCUGAUUGAUAUGAUUCCUGGUCGUGUGCUCUGCAGGCCAAUGGAAGUAUCUACAAUUCCACUCCGGCAAGAUGCACCCCCAAGCUCACCGGGCAGCGAUCGCAUUGAAGAAAUAAGGGACAUAGAAGCGGAGUGGUAUUCUCCCAGUUAUAUCGAUAUUUGGAGAUGGGACGCACUGCAUUGGCUGGUUAGGCUACGGAAUCCUCUUGUGUUGCAUGCCAUGGUCUGCAAGUACAUUGAGGACCAAAUCGGUUUCCCGGAUUGGUUUCAGUCAUACGAAUACAGUCUCCGUAUCUGUCAGUUUAUACACCCCGAAACCGCCGACUUGCUAUAUAUCAAUGGCUACAACAUCUCCAGUACAUUGCUCGCAAUACCAAGGCUACGGAUUCCACCUCCUGGAGCCCAUGUGACAACCAUGACGUCCCUCGAACACCUGUGGGAAGACUACAACGAUCCCCAGGACCUUCGUCGCAACCCCGGUGUGGGAGAGUACUCCUAUAUCGAUCCGUACAUCACGAGCUCUUGGCACGAAGCAACCAAGCAUCCCGACGGGGCUAGAUUCAUGGGAUGGCUAGCAAGGAGGUCGCGACUGAGUCCAUACAUCACCAACGACAAGGGCCAUACACCGCUUCACCACGCGGCUUUGGGAAACGAAGUGAGCUGCCUGGGAUGGCUUUGUGAAUAUUUGGAGGUUCUGCACAUUUGCACCGAAAAGCAACCAAACGGUGAGCCCGACAAAAUCUAUAAUGCCGUUGUGUUAGCUGCACUUUCUCGGAGCUGGAACAGUGUCAAGGUUUUUGAUGCCAUUAUAUUCCACUCUCCAGAAGACUACCAAAACGACUUCGAAGCUGUCAAGUGUGUCUUCCGUGCUAUCAUGUACGGUCUGGACGUUUGGAUGAAAGAUGAACCACCAGAAUACGCGGGCUUCCAGACUCGGGCUAUUCCCCGAACUGGACUUCGCUUGCCCACGCCCCGACAGCUUGCUACUCAGAAGUGCCAGGCAUUUGUCGCCCGCCUGCCCGCUACGUGGGAUGGUUCCGUAGAUCAGCAACAGGUCCUUGAGGAAGCCAAGGGCUACAGUUUUCAUUUCCUUCAGCACAGUAUGCGAACACCAAGAGCCGCGACUCGAUCGAUGACGCGAGUCGAGGAACAAGCAGAGAUCAUGGAGGAGAGAGCAACCGAAUUGGAAGCCGAAUGGCGAGCCCAGUCAACCCAUCCUGAGAUGAGCGAUAAAGUCCAACUUGCGAAGGAAGCCCAGGAAGAUGGGUUUAGAAUCGUUGGUAACGAAGAAUAUUAUGCAGAAUUAGGAGAGUGCUUAAAAAAGGAACGAGCUCGAACUAAAGCGGAGCUCCAGAGGCGAGAGGAGGCUCGGUCGUGGGAGGGAACCUGGAAAAAGGUGAAGGAGGCCCUUUACGACACCCUGCCAGGGGUAGGUAAUAUGAUUUAA